Molecule: messenger RNA, 1444 nt
Organism: Lottia gigantea (owl limpet)
Lineage: Eukaryota; Metazoa; Mollusca; Gastropoda; Lottiidae
Exons: 5
Coding region: 13-519 (168 amino acids)
Biological process (GO): protein K69-linked ufmylation
Cellular component (GO): cytoplasm
Molecular function (GO): UFM1 conjugating enzyme activity
Source: RefSeq, a predicted model, not a curated record
GAAAAAUCCAAGAUGGUUGACGAAGCCACGAAGAAAUCAUUAGCACAAAUUCCUUUGCUGAAAACUAAGGCAGGACCUCGAGAUGGUGAAUUAUGGGUGACGAGAUUGAAAGAGGAGUACCAAGCGCUUAUAAAGUAUGUACAGAAUAACAAGGACAGUGAUAACGACUGGUUUCGGUUAGAAUCAAAUAAAGAAGGUACCAGAUGGUUUGGUAAAUGUUGGUAUGUUCAUGAACUUCUCAAAUAUGAAUUUGAUCUGGAAUUUGAUAUACCUAUUACCUACCCUACCACAGCCCCUGAAUUAGCACUUCCUGAAUUAGACGGUAAAACAGCUAAAAUGUACAGGGGAGGAAAAAUAUGUCUGACAGAUCAUUUCAAACCUUUAUGGGCCAGGAACGUACCUAAAUUUGGAAUUGCUCAUGCAUUAUCUCUAGGGUUGGGACCAUGGUUAGCUGUAGAAGUACCUGAUUUAAUACAGAAACAAAUAAUAACUCAUAAAAGUGAACAGGCUGAAAAAUGAUGAUCAUUUCAUUCUUAGAAUCAAAACUUAAAGAACUUUUUCAAUAUACUGUGCUGAUUUACUUCACAAAUUUUACAUCAAAUGUUGAAAUAUGAAUCAUAAAGGCAUCGUCAUAUACUUUUCCCUAUAAUCUGCUGAUGCAACUAAGAUUUAGUGUCCCGUGACCAUUUUUCAGAAUUACUAAUCUGGCAUCUAACUUGUGUGGUCAAUACACAACAACAAUGAAAAGUGACAACAUUAAGAUCAGAUAUUGGCUAUAUUUUAUUUUCUUUCCUCAUUAUAGCAGUAAAUCAGGAACUGGUUUUCCUGGACAGAUCAAGAGGUUUAAUGGCAAGAGAGAUCCUAUCCUGAAACUUUAUAAAAUUUUCUGUCUGGUUAUUACCAUUGUGUCAUGUUUUUUCAAUAUAUUUACUUAGUGAAUUUUGCUAAUUGUAAUAUUGGACUUAUGCCAACAUGCAAGCUGUAUCAUUCUUGGGUUUACUGAUGUCAUUUAGUCUAACAAGAAAAGAAUAUUAAGUCUGCUAUGCCUGUUGUUACUUAGAAAUAGCUUGAAAUCAGGUUAUAAUCCAGAUUUGACUCUGAAAUAUGGUCAAUCAACCAUAUUUGUUGAGGUAUAACUCAUAAGUCUUGCAUGCACAUUUUCAAUAACUAUUUAUUUAGCCUCAAUUAGACUGCUCAAAGACUCUCAAAAUGAUCUUAGUACUAGGAUAUCCUAGGGUAUUAACUUCUAUCACUGUUUCUAGGAUAUCCUAUCGCUAAGAUCGUUUUGAGAAUACAUGUCCUGGUGUUUAUGUGUUGUUCCCACAUGUGCAGAAUGUAUUUGCUGGACAAAAUCAGCAAAAAAUAUUAUAAAUAAAUAAAUUAUUGUUUUAUUAUUGGUGGAGAGGGAUUUUAUUAUUAUUAAACUGUCUUCUUUAUAUAUAUU